Messenger RNA from Brenthis ino (lesser marbled fritillary), 1623 nucleotides. Lineage: Eukaryota; Metazoa; Arthropoda; Insecta; Lepidoptera; Nymphalidae. The record is from the annotation of a GenBank genome assembly.
AUGGCUGAAGAAACAGACCUGUAUUGUCGACUUUGUGCUGAACCUACGCCACUAGUUCAAUUAAUAACCCCGAAAGAAGAGGUAGCGUUUACAUCGAAAAUUAUUAUGAAGUUGUCUUGGAUAAACAUCGACAUAUCUUCUCCCAACGGUCUCCCUAACACGAUAUGUUUUUCUUGCUUUGAUUUAUUGGAAAGAACAUGGUCGUUUCUGAAUAACGUUAGGACAUCGCAAGAUAAAUUAGCAGCUAUAUUUCUAAAAAGUACAAAACAGACCUCUAAGUCAACUGACAGCAAAACUAAGGAAAGCAAUUCUAAAAUACCUGGAAAACCUGUAGAUGAGAACUGGGACGAUUUCCAAAAACCAAAAUUAGAAAUAAAAAUUGAGAAUUAUAAUGAAAAAGUAACAGAAGUAACAAAUCAACACUCCGUAAUCAUUUCUGACGAUAAUGGAGUUGUUAAAGCGGAAAACGAUAUCGACGAUGACUUCUUGCAAGCGGAUUCUAAUAACGGCUUUUUAAGCUCCUCUGAUAGUGAUGUGCCAUUAAAAAAAAUAAAGAAAAAAAAGGUUAAAAGGAAACAAACCGCUAAGGAUUCCAUAACAUUUGAUGAUAAUUCAGAAUUGCCAAUAGAUAUACUCUCAUUCAAUAUUACAUGGGAAAAUCAAACGUGCAGAUGUGCUAAAUGUGAUGCUUUGUGCAAAAGUAUUUUGUCAUUACAGCUUCACUCCCUAGAAAUACAUAAUCAGUGUUGCAUGUUUAAAUGUAUUGAUUGUGAAAAAAUCCUCAAUAGCUACAGAGCCUUCGUCAGACACUUACGAUCACACAAUAGCGCUUUAAGACAUUGCUGUGAAUAUUGUAACAAAAUAUUCACGUUACCAUCUGAAGUUAAAAAUCAUAAAGUAAAAGAACACAGAGAUGUCUACAAAACAAAAUGCACAUAUUGUGGUGCAAAUUUUGAAACAGCAGAGGAGUUGGAAGAGCAUAAAACAAUGUUUUUUAAGGAUUCGUCAAAGAAAAUGAAAAAAAUAAAAGUAAAUGGGGACAGUAAGGAACACAAAUGUGACCAUUGCAACAAAGUGUUUAAAAGUCGACCAAAUCUAGUUCAACAUAAAGUUUUACAUACAGAAAGAAGUCGUAACUUUGCAUGUCAUGUCUGCGGUAAGAUGUUCUAUACAAAAGGUAGUCUGGGUACGCACAUGAUAACUCAUGAUGAAAUAAAACCAUACAAGUGUGAUCAUUGCCCACUUGCUUUCCGAGCGAGAGGCAACUUAAUAUCUCAUAUGAGUCUACACUCUGGUUUGAAACCUUUUAUAUGUGAACAGUGUGGGAAGAGCUUUAGAGUCAAACGGCAUUUAGUAUCCCAUGCUAUAGUCCAUACAGAUUUAAGACCUUAUGUAUGUGAAUAUUGCAAUAAAGCAUUCCGAUUUAAAACACGACUCAAUCUUCACUUUCGACAACAUACUGGAGUUAAACCCUAUAAAUGUAUUUAUUGUCAGAGAGAUUUCACGAAUGGUUCUAAUUAUAAAAAACAUAUGAGUAGACGACACGGCAUUGAUACAUCAUCUCGGAUAAAAAUAAAUGUUGUGAAUAAAAAUGAUUUAAAUGAAAGUAGUGAAACUGCAGUA